CCAAAUGUUUUUUUCCUUAAAAGACCAAUAAUAAAAACAAAAAAGUCAAACUCAAGACGACGACGCUGCAGGGUAGCAAAGUCCAUCAUUCCCGCUACCCCAUUAUCAUCACUCUCUGUCCACUCUACAUCAUUUCCGAUCCAAAACUCUCACUUAACAACACAAGAAUGGGUAAAGGAGGUGGUUGUGUUCCCAGCAAGAAAAAGAUUUCCAAAUCUACCCUCCAAAACCCACCACCACCCAUCCCUGCCAAUUCCACCACAAACGACACCGUUUCCAUAACCGAGCCCGCAAAAACCCAAAACCUCAAACUAUUCAUCAUAUUCUACUCAAUGUACGGACACGUGGAGAGCUUAGCAUUGAGAAUCAAGAAAGGAGUUGAGUCCGUUGAUGGUGUAGACCCAUUUCUUUAUCGGGUACCCGAAACAUUAUCCGAGGAUGUUCUUGUUCAAAUGCGGGCCCCGGUCAAGGAUGAGUCAAUCCCGGAAAUACCCGACCCGGCAAUGCUUGAAGAAGCUGAUGGGUUCUUGUUUGGGUUUCCGACAAGGUAUGGGUGUAUGGCGGCCCAAAUGAAAGCGUUAUUCGAUUCGACGGGGCAGUUGUGGAAGGAGCAGAAACUUGCGGGGAAGCCUGCUGGCUUUUUUGUUAGUACUGGCACUCAAGGAGGCGGACAAGAGACCACUGCUUGGACAGCUAUCACCCAACUAGCCCACCAUGGUAUGCUCUUUGUUCCCAUUGGAUACACAUUUGGAGCUGGUAUGUUCAAAAUGGAUUCCAUCCGAGGGGGUACUCCGUAUGGUGCUGGUGUCUUUGCUGGUGAUGGAACAAGAGAGGCUAGUGACACGGAGCUGGCGCUUGCUGAACACCAAGGCAAAUAUAUGGCUGCAGUAGUCAAGAAGCUGGUUCAGGGUUGAUGACAUUGUCUCAAAAACUUAUUUUUAUAUUCAAACACAAAUAUUCGUUAUUUUUUCUUUUGUAGAUUGAUUUCAUCUCCAUUUUAUUGUUUUUGGCGCUUCACUUCUGAUUGGAUAUGAAGAUGCUUAUUAUCUUCUUUACAUCUACUGCGUUGUUUAUUA
This is a messenger RNA of Lycium barbarum (goji berry), 1076 nucleotides long. Its product is annotated as probable NAD(P)H dehydrogenase (quinone) FQR1-like 2. The record is from RefSeq and is a predicted model, not a curated record. The transcript has 2 exons. Gene Ontology annotation, molecular function: FMN binding; NAD(P)H dehydrogenase (quinone) activity. NCBI's taxonomy places the organism in Eukaryota, Viridiplantae, Streptophyta, Magnoliopsida, Solanales, Solanaceae. The coding region runs from base 168 to 914 and encodes 248 amino acids.